AUGUGUCCAGUGGUGGCCAUAAUAACGAGGCUAAUUGGCGGCUCAGGAGGACAGACACAGCCUCGAGAGGAAGCCAUGUCUCACCCGAUGUCCUCAUCGGUGGCCGCGAGUCGAUACCAGGCGUCGUCGCACAGCCAGAGGUCGUCGUCGGCCGCCGUCGCCGCAGACACCCAUCGGCGCCACGAAGAGCGCCGUCGACACGAACAGCGCCGACACGAUCGGCACCACCACCGCCACGACUCGUCCGAAAUAAGCUGUUGCCUGAAGUACCUGAUCUUCGGCUCGAAUGUGGUGUUCUGGUUGACGGGUCUGUUGGUGGGAGUGGUGGGCGUGUGGGCGUGGACUGAGAAGGAGGUGUUCCACAACUUGACCCGAAUCACGAACAUAGCGCUCGACCCGGCCUUCAUCAUGAUCUGCGUCGGGUGUCUCGCCUUCACCAUUGGCUUCACGGGAUGUGUGGGCGCUCUCAGAGAGAACACAUGUCUUCUGGCGGGUUACGCUAUCUUUUUGGCCAUUUUGUUACUCCUGGAGAUGACGACCGGUAUUCUGGGCUUCGUCUUCAAGGAUUGGAUCAAAACCCAAGCGGCCACUGGCUUCCAGGCGUUCAUAGUGUACUAUAGGGACGAUCCGGACCGUCAGAAUCUCGUGGAUUGGGUUCAGGACCAGUGGUUGGGCUGUUGUGGUGUCGACGGACCUAAAGACUGGGACCAAAACAUAUACUUCAACUGCUCGUCGGCGGCGGUGGGCAGUCGUGAGGCCUGUGGCGUCCCCUUCUCGUGCUGUCGUCCCAUUCCCAACGAAAUCAUUCGCAAUAAACAGUGCGGAUAUGAUGUCCGCAAACAUGAAUUCGUCGGGGAUAAGUCUAUAGUGAUCUAUGAAAAGGGAUGUUUGAGGGCUGGAGAGGAAUGGAUUGAGUCUAAUUUGGUUCCGGUGGCGGGCUUUACAGUUGUUAUUGCGGUCCUACAGGCCUGUCCUUCACUCAAUGACUCCGAGUAUCGGGUCAAACACCACAAUAACCAGGAGUUGAAUGAUGUGUUACAAGCGGUGCAUAAGCGCUGCCCCACUAUCACCAGGUUAUACGAGUUGACAGAACGCAGUGUCAACGGAUGGCCACUGACUGUCAUCGAGUUGUCUGACAAUCCCGGAGAUCAUGACUUCCUGGAGCCUGAGUUCAAAUACGUGGGUAAUAUGCACGGGAAUGAAGUGUUGGGCCGAGAAUUGUUGCUUCAAUUAGCCGAUCAUAUGUGUAAUGAAUACAAUAAAGGGAACCAAAGAAUCCAAACCCUAAUAAACACGACGCGAAUACAUCUGUUGCCGUCACUGAAUCCGGACGGUUGGGACGCCUCCACUAAUCACGAGUCCAGAGGCAAGGACUGGCUGUUAGGUCGCGCUAAUGGCAAUGGGGUUGACCUGAACAGAGACUUCCCUGACUUGGAUGCCGUCGCAUAUCAGGAUAACUCCCAAACAGCAAAUCUGUUCUCUCAGGAAGCCAUAGAUCAUAAACUACAGCCCGAGACCAGAGCGGCCAUGGCUUGGAUUCUGUCCAAUCCUUUCGUAUUGUCGGCUAAUUUGCACGGAGGAGCUCUUGUGGCUAACUAUCCGUACGAUGAGAGUCGCGAUGGAAGUGCCACAUCGUAUACGGCUUCUCCAGACGACAGCACAUUCAAGCAUUUGGCGAAUGUAUACGCGUUGGCGCACAAGACUAUGUCGACGGGGAAAGGGGUCCGGUGUGAGAACGAUGACGACUUCACCAAACAGGGCGGCAUCACGAACGGCGCCGCCUGGUAUAGCGUGUCCGGCGGGAUGCAGGACUUCAACUAUUUGGGAUCAAAUGACUUCGAGAUAACUCUGGAGUUAGGAUGUGAUAAAUACCCACCGGAACACUUGCUGCCCAUCGAAUGGGAUAACAAUCGCGAGGCGCUUAUAACUUAUAUAAGACAGUCACAUUUAGGUAUAAAAGGAAUCGUAAGGAAUGCGAGAACUGGAGAGCCUAUUGCCGGCGCUUCCGUUAAAGUCAAGAAUAUUACCGAUGGUGUCAACAAAAUGAUUAACCAUGACAUUCUCUCAGUGAAAAAUGGCGAAUACUGGCGACUGUUAACGUCGGGAACGUACGAAGUGUUGGCCGCGAAGGACGGCUACGAACCCGACGCCAAGACUGUAGUCGUGCGCAACGAUAAGCCUGAAGCCAUGCGAGUGGACUUCAAUUUGAAACCCGCCGAAGAGGUAUUGGAUCCUCAGGUGAUGGCGUCGAACGACUAUUUCGGAUACAAAUCAAUCCCCGAUAACAUUGAUCUGAAUAAUCCCGAA
Molecule: messenger RNA, 2307 nt
Organism: Oppiella nova
Lineage: Eukaryota; Metazoa; Arthropoda; Arachnida; Sarcoptiformes; Oppiidae
Source: the annotation of a GenBank genome assembly